CGAAAAAGAAAACAAGAAGCAGCCACCAGAAGAUCCCAUGCCACACCGAAAUGACAAAGCAGGCUUCUGGAAGUCCGCAUAUCGCCAAGCAUGUCUAGAGUUGCUGCAUCAGCCGUGUCACGUGUCAUGUCGUUUUCACGUGCGCCUGUUCUUGGCCUUUUUUUUUUUUUUUUUUGGAUGGCGGGAUUUGGACAGUUUAUUCUGCAUGUCGUAGAUGAGCAGUUUGUAGACCUCCGCACGUGAAACCGAGAAUUCGCAACAACGUAUUAAACGAACUUGUGUCAUGCCGGAGGAAGUAAAAUGGAAACAAAUUUGCGAGAAAUAGAAACAGAUUGCAUGUUAGAACUAUUUCUGGUGCCAUGGUCCGCGCUGAAAAUCGCAGACAUCAGACCGAAACAUUAUGAGACAGCAGGCAAAGUAGCAAACCUUCUGUUGAAGACAAAACGCUACGACGCUUUGGAGAACUUUGUGUCGUCCUUACCGGAAGAUGUCCAGAACGCCUUUCUUGAGGACGAGACUUUUCGCCGAGUGAUGAUCCACCUGCGACACCGACAAGAACGUUAUGAAGACGUGUGUGACCUCAUAAGGUCUGGCAGAUUCUCACAAGGAAAAGACUUGGUAGACAUAUGGGAUGAAGCUCAUUACUUCAUUUGGAAGAAGCAACAUGCUGACAAACCACUAACAUCAGUUCUGAGAUUUCGCAUCAGGAAAAGAAACCCACCACCAAUCAGCAUUUGCCCAGAUGGACGACGUCCUUCCAGAUCUCUAGACCAGAAAGUCAGGUCACUUCUCUCAACAUGGUUUCAGGACCAUGUGUUGGCACCAUAUCCAUCUCUCAGAGUGCGGGGGGAGAUAGCGCAGAAGACUGGGUUGACAGAUUUACAGAUUCGAAACUGGUUUUCGAAUGCUCGGCGCCGAACAAAGCAAAAGAAGGGACAACAGCAGGUACCAAGAAGCACGAUAGGUGGGCUACAAUGUCCAUAUGAUGAAAACACAAAAGAUCCAACGUCUGAUGGAGAAGCAAAUUCUAGAAAUCCAGCACAAGCAUCAGGAUAUGAGGGACUUGGACAAAUCUCCCAGCAACUGAUUGAAGCAGACAGCGCGGCAGUUCAUCCACUUGUUGACAAAGCCUCUUUGAGUGAUCCAGUCCCAACCAUGACAUCUUCCAUCAGUGAUAUAUGGCAGCCUGCAAAAACUGCUUCCCGACCGUCUGGCCUGCAAGGACUGCUCUUAAUGCACCAGCCGUUUGUUCAAGCAGAAAGCUCAGGAGAGCAUUCAUUCACCACCAGAGAUUUUCCCAAUGAUCAUCUUAUUAUGUCUAAUAGAGACAAUGUUGCCCACACUACUGCAGUCACCAGAAAUGAUGCACAGCCAUUCUUUGAGACUGUCACAUUAUGGUCUGCCCCUUGUGGCACUGCAAGACCUUUUAAGAACGCAAUGCUUCCAUCCUCCUUCAGUCUGCCUUGUCCACAUGACCUUCAGAUGCCUCAUCAUUUCAUUCCAUGGCAGCAAAGCACAGUUUGGGGAAACUGGGGACAUGUCCCCAUCUCCAAUGCAGCAAACUAUUUAAGGAAUGACCCUAAUUGUCAAACAAUGGUCUCACAGGAAGCAGAAAGGCAGAUGAUGUCCAUCACCUCCUCAAUGCCAGAAGCAUCGCGGUUCUCAUGUCAUUUUACUGGAAUGCCUCAGUCUUCACACAUUAUUCUUCCAAAUCCUUUAAUUUGUGUUGAGCCACAACCAUCAAAGCCACUAAUCCAGCCUUUAGAAUCAGAAGUGGGGAGAGAGCCCAAAAGUCAGGAGAUGCCAGAACCAACAAAGCCAUGCUUUGGGUCACCCCACUCAACAGCUGUUUCAUCUGCAACUGUGAAUAUCACCAGCCCUCCUAUUUCAAGCCCAGAACCUUUGUUUAGUCCACUAUUGCAAGCAAGCACAGAUUCUUCUCAAGAACAGCCAUACUUUGAUGGUAGAUCUUCACAGCAGUUACAACAAAAGGCUGUCUUUGAUAUGGCAGAGAGCGCAGGCGACAUAGAAUCACCGUACAUUGGUCGGGAUAACACCUUCCUGCCUUUACCAGAACUACAGGCUUCGUGGACGGUUCUGCCUUUGGUUUCUACAUUCAGCAAAGGCAAGCUUAGUACUUCUGGCUUGGAAGUCAUUGCAUCAGAUCAUAUGGGGACUUUACCAGCCAUUCAGUUACAGGAAACCAGCUUGAAAAGAAAAGAAGCUGAAGAAAUGGCAGCUCACAUUCUUCUGAACAUGGCAGUAACUAACAACUGUUAGUUAUAGCUGCAAACUAUAAUGACAUGAAAUGAGUUGCAACGAAUGAAUUUGUUUGGAAAAGAAACACUUUGAUGUGAAGAUUUUUUUUUACAAAGCUUUAUUGUUAAAAUUUUUAGAAUGAAAAAUUAUUUAAGUGCAUUUUUCCCCAAACACAAAAAUGUUUUCUGCAUAGUUUGUAAAUUCGUUUUCCUUAUUGAAGAUUUAAUCUUGUUGUUGUGCUUAGAGAAAGUAUGCCAUUUUGAAGCAUAUUUUUAGUUUCUUUAAGACAUUUUUAGGAGCUGUCUGUUUAUUCCCAGGAGUGGAUCAAAAGUACCUUUUCAUUAUUUGGGUUACAUGAGUUAUUGUCCAAGAACAUUUUCUCAACAACAUAAGAAAUGUUUUGUCAAAUAAUUCUUCUGUUUGAUAAUUUUGCAGUGGAGAAUGUACAACCCAUCAUUUUGGGUUUGUGUUGCAGCAAAGAUAGGCUCAACAGAUCAAUAAAUUUGUAUGUAUUUUUUAAAGUCAUUUACUUGAUACAUUAAUGAAGGCAAAGUGCACAGAAAUGUAUAUUUCUUCUUUUUUUUUUUAAGUGGAUUGCUGUAUGCAAUCACUAUUUUGUUAAAA
This is a messenger RNA of Pomacea canaliculata, 2883 nucleotides long. RefSeq lists its product as uncharacterized. Bases 301 to 2280 code for a protein of 659 amino acids. The record is from RefSeq and is a predicted model, not a curated record. NCBI's taxonomy places the organism in Eukaryota, Metazoa, Mollusca, Gastropoda, Architaenioglossa, Ampullariidae. Gene Ontology annotation, molecular function: DNA-binding transcription factor activity, RNA polymerase II-specific; RNA polymerase II cis-regulatory region sequence-specific DNA binding. The transcript is spliced from 8 exons. Gene Ontology annotation, biological process: regulation of transcription by RNA polymerase II. Gene Ontology annotation, cellular component: transcription regulator complex; nucleus.